CAUGCGCGUUGCGCCUCGGCCCCGGCCCGGCCCGGCGCGGGGGCCCCGUGAGCGCGGCAGGAAGCGGCGGCCCCGCGGGGCGCCAUGGCGAAGCGGCUGCGGAGCAGCGAGCUGUGCGCCGACUGCAGCGCCCAGGAUCCUUGUUGGGCAUCUAUAAACAGGGGAAUUCUGAUUUGUGACGAGUGCUGCAGUGUUCAUCGAAGUCUGGGGCGUCAUAUCUCUCAAGUGAGACAUCUCAAGCAUACACCAUGGCCUCCAACAUUGCUGCAGAUGGUUGAAACACUGUACAAUAAUGGUGCUAACUCCAUAUGGGAACAUUCAUUGCUGGACCCUGCCUCUGUUAUGAGUGGAAGGCGCAAAGCUAACCCGCAGGAUAAAGUACAUCCCAAUAAAGCUGAAUUCAUUAGAGCUAAAUAUCAAAUGUUAGCAUUUGUUCAUCGCCUGCCAUGCCGUGAAGAUGACAGUGUUACUGCCAAAGAUCUGAGUAAGCAACUUCAUUCCAGCGUAAGGACAGGAAACCUGGAGACAUGUUUGCGAUUACUCUCCUUAGGAGCUCAAGCCAACUUCUUUCAUCCUGAGAAAGGAAAUACUCCGCUCCAUGUUGCUGCUAAGGCAGGACAGACUCUACAAGCAGAGUUAUUAGCGGUUUAUGGUGCUGAUCCUGGCACACAAGAUUCCAAUGGAAAAACUCCUGUUGACUAUGCAAGACAAGGUGGGCAUCAUGAACUGGCAGAGCGCCUGGUGGAAAUUCAGUAUGAACUCACUGACAGGUUAGCUUUCUAUCUCUGUGGCAGGAAACCAGAGCAUAAAAAUGGACAGCACUUUGUUAUACCUCAGAUGGCAGAUAGCAGUCUAGAUUUAUCAGAACUUGCAAAAGCAGCUAAGAAGAAGCUUCAAUCUCUAAGCAACCACUUAUUUGAAGAACUUGCCAUGGAUGUGUAUGAUGAAGUCGACAGGAGGGAAACAGAUGCAGUUUGGCUUGCUACUCAGAAUCAUAGUACACUUGUGACAGAGACCACGGUGGUUCCUUUUCUUCCUGUAAAUCCUGAAUAUUCCUCAACCAGGAAUCAGGGAAGACAGAAACUGGCUCGAUUUAAUGCUCAUGAAUUUGCUACACUAGUUAUAGAUAUUUUAAGUGAUGCCAAACGAAGACAACAGGGGAAUCCUGUCAGUGGUUCAAAAGAAAAUGUGGAACUAAUACUCAAAUCCAUAAGCAAUCAACAUAGCAGUGAAAGUCAGGAUAAUGACCAGCCUGAUUAUGAUAGUGUUGCUUCAGAUGAAGAUACAGAUCUGGAAACAAAUGCAGCUAAAUCUAACAGACAGAAGAGCCUGGAUUCAGACUUGUCAGAUGGACCAGUGACUGCCCAAGAAUAUAUGCAAGUUAAAAAUGCACUGGUGGCCUCUGAGGUAAAGAUUCAGCAGUUAAUGAAAGUGAACAUCAACUUGAGUGAUGAGCUGAGAGUCAUGCAGAAAAAGCUUCAAACGCUACAGAGUGAGAAUACCAACCUCAGAAGACAGGCCACAACCAAUAUAUAUCAGGUCCAAACUGGUUCUGAGUACACAGACCCUACCAACAAUUCUUCUUUAAAGCGACGACCAUCUGCACGGGGUAGCAGGCCCAUGUCCAUGUAUGAGACUGGAUCAGGUCAGAAACCCUACCUCCCCAUGGGAGAGGUCCCAUACCCAGAAGAAAGCAUAACAAGACUGCAGCCUUUUCCUCCACAUAUCGGGAGGAGUGCGUUUGUGACCUCCUCUUCAUCUCUACCUUCCUUCCCCUCCACGCUUUCCUGGUCAAGGGAUGAAAGCACACGAAGGGCCUCGAAGCUGGAGAAGCAGAGCAGCGUGUCGGAGAGCGACUACGAUAACCCCACUGCCCCUCUGGAGCUGGAGGAGACGGGGUCGGGCAGGAAGGGACGGCAGAGGAGCAUCAUUUGGCAGGGGGAGGGAUCCAUCCCCGAGGACACCGACACAGCCCCCAGCUCCAGUUUGCCCAGUACAGAAGAUGUGAUUCGGAAAACUGAGCAGAUCACUAAGAAUAUUCAGGAGCUGCUGCGAGCGGCACAGGAGAACAAGCAUGACAGCUAUAUACCGUGCUCCGAGAGAAUACAUGUGGCAGUAACAGAAAUGGCAGCCUUGUUCCCAAAAAAACCCAAAUCUGAACUGGUAAGGACUUCUUUGCGUCUGCUGACAUCUAGUGCCUACAGACUCCAAUCUGAGUGCAAAAAAACCCUUCCUGUGGAGACGUGCCCUACGACGGACAUCCAGCUGGUUACCCAGCAAGUCAUCCAGUGCGCCUACGACAUUGCCAAGGCUGCUAAACAGCUGGUUACCAUCACAACCAAAGAGAACAACAACUGAGUCACACGUGGCUUUUUAAUCUUGUUUUUUAAAGGUUGAAUUUCAAAUAUAGGUGUGGAACUACUCAAAUUUUUAUGAGGAAAACUAAAGGGGCAAGAAACUUUUUUUAAACUCAGUAUUAUUUUUGCAUGUUUUCUAACAAUUUUAAUGAUUAAUUUAACCCACUGCCUUAUUUUGUGCCUGUGUUGCCAGUUUAGUUACCAAUAAUAGCAUGUCGCAAAUAGCUAUUGAGCCAAUAUGUACCAGCGUUGUUUCAAGCUCUUGCUAGAUGUUUCCUUGAGGCCACGUUCUGCUUUCAGAUAUUGCUUGCAAAAUUCCCACCAAAGUCAACUGCGGAUACCAGAGGGCAGAAUCUCGCCUCUGCUCUGUCCAUCCUGGAGCCUCACGCGCAGUGGUGCCGCUGACUGAGAAACCUGCAGUGAAACGGGCUCCGAAGGCUCCAGGACCAUGCCUGCUAACCAGCAGAAGGAAGCUCGUACUCCUGAUCAUGGAAUACCAGCCAAUAGUACCUGUUCCCAAAUCAACUGUUGUGCAAUAAUGAUGUUUUUAGUCUGCUGAAACAACAGUAGCUGUGGGCAUCCGAGCUUAUUACAUGUAGCUAUACAAGGUCUUUGUCACUUUAUCUAUUUUUGGAAGGAAUUUCAAUUUUAAUAGUUAUUUCUUUUAGCUGUCACUAUGCCAUUAAUAUAUUAUGUUUGAUGUUACUUUAGGGCAUUAGUGGUUAAAAUAUUAUCCCUUGUUUCUGGUUUGGUAUCUCAUUCUUAAGUUUCCUACAGAAUUUUACUGUCAUCGUCAAGGCGACAUCUUGUUUGCAGCAGCACUGAUGCAAUUUCACUGAAGAUUUGUGAUAAUUGAAAAAAAAAGUGCCAGUUAAAGGAGAAGCUGCGUCUGCCAUAGCAUAUAACCUCUGUACCUCAACGUAUCAAUGUGAAAAGAUUUCUUAUAUCCAGUAAGUAUUUUGAAAAGCAUUCAAAAGUUUACAGCUGUUUACUGAGUAACCCAAGCUAGGUUGCCUGUCAGAAAGGUAGAUUGGUUACAGCUGUCCCUGUGUGUUUCAGGUUUUUCCAUUCGUAACAGUUUACAAAACUUUGAAAAAUACGUAAAUCCGUGAUUAACAAAAAUGAGAGCUCUUUGAUUUUUUCCAUGGAGUUUUGACUCCCAGUAGUUCUUGCCGCCUCACAUCCCAUUUGGAAGCUUGUUGUGACUUCCAAGGAGCCUGCUGGGUCAGUUUAGCUGGCAGCCGGUUCAGGCAGUGUUUCAUUUAAGAGCAAAGUUACAGAAAUACAUAAGCUGUCAUGUGUCGGCAGUUGAUUAGAGUAUUCAGACAGUUUUCACAGAAAUAUUUGAGUCAGAAGCGGCUAUCUGCCGUUCAACAAACAGCUUACAGUAUGGAGUCUGCCAAAAGACACACACUCUUCAAGGCUUUCUGGUGGAAAAACUGCUGUAUUUAGGUUAACAGAUGAAACCACUUUCAGCAGUUCCUUCCUCUUGCAAUCGUACAGUGUUUGUGUGCACGUAUAAACACUAAGUGCCGUAACACGCUUGGAUUCCUGUAUUGGAUGUAGCUCCAUUUUUAAAGUAGUGUAAAUUUGAAGGAGGGAAGGAAUGGAGAGGGUAGAUGACAAUCUAGUACAUUAAUCUUCUUCUUAGUAACUUUUUUUUCUCCCUUCCUACACCUGAGUCCUAGAACUGUCUCUAAACUCACAGGAAUGCAGACAGGCUGGGAUUGAAACCGUAAAAGAAACAGUCAAAGAUUUAUAAAACCUACUUCAAAAUUAUUCUGCUGGCAAUUAAAUACAUUAAGAACAGGUUCCCAGAAGAUUAUCAAAUUAAUAUCUUUGAAAGGUAGCACAUGGUAUUUUUAAAUCUCUCAGGACACCAUUGUUUGCUUUUCUUUAACAUAUCUUACCUGAUUUUUGAAGCAGGGUAGCACUGAGUUAUGUUGUAGGUUUAAAUUUGUGCCUGUACCAAAACAAAAGGACACUUCGAUAGCUGCAAGCUAUCUAGCUAGGCUAGCUCCAGGUUUUCUAAAAAACAAUCAUUUAUCUUGGUGGGAGGUCUAGCUUUAAAAAGAAAAAGCCACCUGUAAUUGAUUUUCCAUUCUGGUAAAUUCUGCCAUCUCUGAGCAAACAUUUGUUCUAGACUGGUCAGCGCCGUACCCUGUUACUGCUCCAGAGCCCCCGUGCACAUGAUGUGGGAUGUGCAAUUUUCUGAUGCCAUCAAUGAAACAGAAGCAGUCUGAGCAAACGCUGAUGUGCUACAUCAGAUCUCUUCACCAAGGGAGUGUUACAAAGCCAGCUGCGGAACUGAAGAGUAGUAGGGUAACCCCCAAAGCAUACAGCAUUGCAGGUCAGAAGAUUUAUAAUACCCAAAAUAACAAAAGUCUUUUUCCUUUUAUGACAUCUCCUUCCCCCAUCCCCCCAAACCAAAAUUCCUCUCUCUUUACAAAAUGCUGCAUAGGAAAGUAAAAUUUUUUGCCGUUUCUGAAA
Molecule: messenger RNA, 4847 nt
Organism: Cygnus atratus (black swan)
Lineage: Eukaryota; Metazoa; Chordata; Aves; Anseriformes; Anatidae
Gene: GIT2
Product: GIT ArfGAP 2
Exons: 20
Coding region: 85-2358 (757 amino acids)
Biological process (GO): brain development; regulation of ARF protein signal transduction
Molecular function (GO): GTPase activator activity; protein binding
Source: RefSeq, a predicted model, not a curated record